CCCUGCAAGGAAUGCGAAUGCUUUAUUGAGUCAGCUAAAGCACUUUUUGGACAGUAGCAUCCUCCAGCCUGAGGUUUACAGACGUUUCAGCCGUCGCCUGCCCAAAAUGAGGGUAGCGUCCUACGGAGUGUCAAUCUACCUGCCAUAUUUCAAUGAGUUUGCCAUACAUUUUGUCAAAAGUGAGAUAUUCCUACUAGCUUAUGUUGUUUCACCGUUCCAAGAAUGCAACCACACGCUUUUGUUGAUUUUAGUUUUCACAUUUAGCAGCAUUUUUAAAAGUUUGUAAGCUAAUUAGCGAGCUAGCAUGCUAGCGAUGGUAGCAUAACGAUUAACGGCCCAGUAGCGGUGUACGCAAGUUGAAGAAAACCGAGGAUCAUAUGAGGAAUGCUACACAGCAGCAUCCAGCCUGACAUUUACCGACAACUUUUCACCUGUUUUCACCUGCACAUGCCUCAGGUAGCGUCCCAUGGAGUUUUGCUGUUUCUGGUCAUGGAUGAGUUUGUCUGUGAAAAAUUAACCGAAUGGAAGCUCAGCGAGUUGAUACCAUCAUUUCAAGAACAAGGCAUUGAUGAGGAAAGUCUUUAUGAUCUUACUGAUGAAGACAUCAGUAAUCUGAUCACAAAAGUUGGACCAAGGGCAAAAUUCAAGAAGAGACUCAAGUUGCUAAAGCAGGAAAAAUUUGAAACACCUCAGGAAACAGAUCAUUUUUCUGUCCUUCUAAAGGGGAAUGAAGAAACAGCUGAGGAUGCACAGGUGUUGCCUAACCCUAAUGAAACAGAUAAAGGUAAAAGAAAGUCUGUGCCUCAUGAGGGGACCAGCAGAUUCCAAUUACCAAUGAAACGACGCCGUGAAACCUCAACAGAAGAAAAACUUGUACUGUCUAAAGCCAAAGAAAUCAUGAAGAGGGUGAAGGAUGGACUACCUAAGACAGAGCUCAAUGAUUUUCUAAGUGAAAAAAUCCAUGAUUUGGAGACAGAGAAGAAGGAGCUGGUUGGUGUCUUUGGUCGAACAGGGGCUGGGAAGAGCUCCUUAAUAAAUACUCUCAUUGGAGAGAGGAAUCUCUUGCCCUCAGGAGAUUUAAAUGCUUGCACAACAGUCAUCAUUAAGGUGGAAGCUAACAUGAAGAAUAAGAAGUAUGAGGCAGAGAUUGAAUUCAUCUCUAAAGAGGAUUUGGAGGAUGAUUUACAGGGCCUGAAAAGAAUCGCCCUUGGGGAUGCAGACAAUGAAGAGGAAAAUGACGAUGCCAGUGGUGACAGUGGCUACAGUAGCAGCUUCGAUGAUAAUGUCAGUGAUGAGGAUGUUUAUAAUGAUGCUGUCGAAGUGCUGUCAGCACUGUAUGGAGCAAGAUGGGAUGAAAUCUGUGCCAGUGACGAUUUCAUGAAUAGGAGACAUUUCCGAGAAAUUCCAGAAUUUCUUGAGUCUGGGAAAAAGACCUUGGCAUUUGACUCACCUGAAAUGCUCUCCAGAGAACUCGUCAAGUACACACGAAGUGUCACAGUUGUCUGUGAGGGUGAAGACACUAGGAGGUGGUUUUGGCCCCUGGUUAAGUGUGUGACUAUCAGAGUGCCAAAUAAUGACUUCCUCCAGCAUGUCACACUUGUGGAUCUACCUGGAGCUGGGGACCGCAACAAGAGACGAGAUAAUAUGUGGAAAGAGGUUGUUGGUAACUGUUCCACUGUGUGGGUUGUGGCAGAAAUUAACAGAGCAUUAGCAGAGAAAGAGCCAUGGGAGAUUCUGGAAAAUGCCAGCAGUGAUAUGGGAAAUGGUGGCCAGUGUCAGCGCAUUCACUUUAUCUGUACCAAAUCUGACAUUGUCAAAAAGUCAAGAGACCAAUCUGCAGCUGAUGUUCGCUCUGCCAUAUUAGCCAGGAACAAGAAAGCCAAGGAAGGAUUGAUGAAAGAGUUUAGGAAACAAAACAUCAUUCGGAAACAUUUCAGUGAUGAAUGUUUCAAAGUGUUCGCAGUGAGCUCCACAGAGUUUCAGGAGAGAGAAUGGUUAAAACCUGAAGACACUGAGAUCCCCAAACUUCUGGACUUUUUGCAAGACCUCAGUGACCGUCAAUCAGAGACAGAGACACUGAACUAUGUGUCAGGAGCUAAAGGGAUUCUGUCCUUAAUUCAAGGGGCCCGCUGUGGAGAAGUGUCUCAGAUUAAAGAAGAUGUGCGCACAGUCCUCAAAAUAAAUUUGGAGCAUGGACUUCUGAAAGUGUCAGCGCCAAUUCUAAAGGCCAUAACUGCCUUUCAGAAGUGCCUCAACAAUGGGGUGGAGAACUCCAAAAGUUCUUGUGAUCGUACCUUGAAGUUCUUCCUAUAUCCUAAAGGAAAAGCAAGAGGACGAGGGUUUCACAGGACACUGAAGUGUGUUGUUGCAAACAACGGCGUCUGCAAAACAACAAAAGGGAAACAUCUAAACCUCAAUGAGAAAUUAACUGCAAAGCUGAAGGAGAGCAUUGAUGAGGAAUUCAGGAAGACAUUCCCAAAUGAAUCAAAACAAGAACCAUUCAAUGGGGCCAUCAGUUGCUAUUCAGUCAUCACAGAGGCAUUCGUUGAGAAGUACAAAGAUGUAACUGCAAUGCAACUGCGACUGGAAUAUCUCAGGACAGAGGAAAUCAAAAUCAAGACACAACUCCACAAAGACAUCCAGAAGAGAAAGAAGGCAAUCUACAACAGCCUGACAAAAAUAGUAACGGAAAAAAUGUUACCAUGCUAUCAAGAUGCACAACAAUGUGAAGGAAGAGGAUCACUGAAAAACAUGAGGAACAUAAUUGAGAGACAUGUUAAUGCUAACAAGAGCAACAUGUUUGAAGAGGCGACAAACAUGAUGUUGAGAGAUCUGCACAUCUUGGGGGUGGACAUCCUGAAGAAACUGAAAAACGACAUGCUGAAGGCAAUUGAGUGUUCACUCAGGACUUAUUCUCAAUCACUUCCAGAUGUCAAAGGAGACCUUGAGAGGGUGACAAAAUACUGUAAAAUACUGAAGAAAAACACCAAUAAAGAAACAUCACCAACAAGUGCGGAUCAACCUGGCCCGUCAACUGCACGGGUACGCUGUUAAAAUGAUGAUUAACAUUAGGAAUUCUGACAGGUUCACUAGAUGGAGAGAAACAGCUAUGGUCUGUUUUACCACAAGGAUCCCACUGGGCACAGUGAUCCAAAACUUUAGGCCUCUGGAUUGGAUCAACGAGUAGUCAUUUCUUCUUAUUUAGUAUCGGGUCAGUGUUAUUGAGUUUGAUAAUGUGGGUUUCAAACUUGCUUGUACAGUUGGACACAAGAAAUAGUAUGGGGGAGGGGAGGGAGUGUUUAAGGAUUUACCAUUAUUUCAAGUAGACAUCAUCUUAAAUGAGGUUGCAGUUUUCUAAUCUUUUAGAUGUUUAUUCGUUCCUUGUAUAUUAUCUAAUGAAUUGGGUGGAUGAUUUUAGAUGUAUGCAUUGCAGUUUCAAUUAUAAUAAAUGUGUGAUGAAAUCUUAAACCUUGAAAUAAAAACUCUUGGUUCGA
Molecule: messenger RNA, 3494 nt
Organism: Cheilinus undulatus (humphead wrasse)
Lineage: Eukaryota; Metazoa; Chordata; Actinopteri; Labriformes; Labridae
Product: nuclear GTPase SLIP-GC-like
Exons: 25
Coding region: 385-3054 (889 amino acids)
Molecular function (GO): protein binding; GTPase activity
Source: RefSeq, a predicted model, not a curated record